AUGGCGACUUGUCCCAUGUUGAGGUGGCCAGAGCCAGUUGGCCACAAUGAGUUGGCUAUGCUUCUGUCUCAAAUUCCCUGUGCCUAUAUGCUGAUGAAAUGUCCACUUAAGGUGAUAAUAGAAGAAAAGGAAUGGUUCCAUUACUACAAGCCAGGAGACUAUUUAAUUACUGGAAUAAUGUCUGGGAUCGUAUCUCGACUGUACCAAUUUUCGUUCUCCGAGCCUCCAACCUACCAAUUGAAAAGUGAGAACACCUUCUACCACCUUCUGCCCUUCUUGUUGGCUGUUCAUGAAAUCAACCAGAAUUCAAGGCUCUUACCCAACAUCACCCUGGGCUACAACAUCUAUCAGAACUUUUUCAGUGCAAGACUGACAUAUGAGGCCAUGAUGGACCUGGUGUCCACAGGGCAGGAGAACAUCCCAAACUACAGAUGUGGAAGACAAAAGAACCUGCUGGCAGUCCUUGAAGAGGUGGAUUCUGAACUCUUUGAUCAUGUUUCUAAUGUCUUGAGCAUCUACAAAAUCCCACAGAUCAACUAUAGUGUCAUCAACCAGAUUGCUGAGCAAAAUAAACAUUUUCCUUUUUCAUAUCGGAUGACCCCAAACCAAAAACCUCCCUACUCUGCAAUUUUUAAACUGCUCCUGCAUUUCCAUUGGACGUGGAUCGGCCUCCUUUCUCUGGACAAUGACAGAGGAGAAAAAUUCAAAAGAAGCUUGGAAGCUCUUGCUCUAAAAAGUGGGAUUUGCAUUGCCCUCUCAGGAACCAUCCCAGAAGCAAAUAUGAAGACAAGUGCUAGAAACACCCUCAUGCAAGAAAAAUGGGAAAUGUUCCUUUCUCUUAUCAAGAGUCAAAUAAAAAUCAUAGUAUGCCAACUGGAUUUUAAGGCCUCAGGGAUACUAAUAUCAGUAAUACAAGAGCUUGAUAAGAGUAAGAAAUUCAUUGUGGGAAGAGUGUGGAUUGCAACAACUUUGACAGCUUUAAGUGUAGUUCUUUUUGACCUCUUGGUUGAUCUCCAAAAUAAAUAUGCUUUGUUUUCCUUCCUCAUCCAGACAAAGGGAAGGGCUCAGUAUUAUGACUUUAAAUCUUAUACAUCUAUGGUCACAGUGUAUGGAAAGGAAGCAUUCCAAUGUUCCAUUUCAAGUCCUUUGUUAUCUAAGAAGGUUUGGAAAAAAUGCAAAGAAAAAGAGAACUGGGAAUUCCCACCCCAUGAUGUGAUUGCAAGAAUCCUCUCUCAGGAUCCCUCCGGUAUUUCCAAAGUAAUUCAAAAUGUGGCAUGGGUCCUCAGUGCUGCCUCUUCCUCCCAACAGAGUAAGAGGAGAAUGCAAGUUGGAUAUUAUGAAUCAUCCCAGAUCGUACAGCCAUGGCAGCUUCAUAGGUUCCUGAGAAACUUCCAACAUCACAAUAUUUCCAGAGAUGGGAUUUAUUUUGAUGAAAAUGGAGUUCCUCUUGGUGAUUUUGAUAUCAUGCACUGGACAUCAUUUUGGGAAAAGUCUGAUGCAGGGGUGAAAAUUGGGAGUACAGUGCCUUAUUCAAGAUGUACAGAAAGUUGCUCCCCAGGUUAUGCCAAGCUUGUGAGAGAGGGGGCACCAGUUUGCUGCUAUGACUGUUCUCUGUGUAUGAAAGGAACAUUCUCUGUGCAAGAAGGUAUACUGCAGAAACAGAUACAUGCUAACAAUUUUUUUUCAGAUGCAUCCCACUGUGAUAAGUGUCCAGAUGACCAUCAUUCCAAUAAGAAGCGAGAUCAGUGUGUCCCCAAAACUAUAAGCUUCUUAUCUUAUGAAGAAUUGUUGGGAUUCAUCCUGGCUUUCUUUGCCAUUGUUUUGUCCCUGACCACUGCCUUUAUUCUGGGAACCUUCAUUAAAUACCGAGAAACUCCCAUAGUCAAAGCCAACAACUGUCAACUCACCUACAUCCUCCUGGUUUCACUCCUGCUUUCUUUCUUGACCUCUCUUCUAUUCAUUGGUCGCCCCAUGAAAAUGACUUGUUUUCUUCGACAAACCAUUUUCAGUAUUGUUUUUUCAGUUGCUGUAUCUUCUGUUCUGGCCAAGACGGUAAUGGUGGUGGUGGCCUUUCUGGCCACAAAGCCAGGCAGCAGCAUGAGGAAAUGGCUUGGGAAGACUCUGGCCAAUUCUAUUGUCUUAUCCUGCUCGGGUAUUCAAGUAGGCAUCUGUAUGAUAUGGCUGGGAAUUUUCCCCCCAUUCCCAGAUUCUGACUUUCAUUCCCAACCAGGACACAUCUUGUUGCAGUGCAAUGAAGGCUCGGUUGCCAUGUUCUACACUGCCCUUGGCUACAUGGGUUUUCUGGCUGCCAUUUGCUUCUUGGUGGCAUUUCUGGCUCGAAAGCUGCCAGGGAGUUUCAAUGAAGCCAAACUGAUCACCUUCAGCAUGUUGGUUUUUUGUAGUGUAUGGAUCUCCUUUGUACCCACCUACUUGAGCUCCAAAGGGAAAUACAUGGUAGCUGUGCAAAUCUUCUCCAUCCUGGCCUCCAGCCUGGGUUUACUAAUCUGCAUCUUUAUCCCCAAAUGCUACAUUAUUAUUCUGAGACCUGCCAUGAACACAAAAGAAAAUCUGAUGAUAAAAAAUCAUUAA
This is a messenger RNA of Crotalus tigris (Tiger rattlesnake), 2589 nucleotides long. Its product is annotated as vomeronasal type-2 receptor 26-like. NCBI's taxonomy places the organism in Eukaryota, Metazoa, Chordata, Lepidosauria, Squamata, Viperidae. Gene Ontology annotation, molecular function: G protein-coupled receptor activity. Bases 1 to 2589 code for a protein of 862 amino acids. Gene Ontology annotation, cellular component: membrane. Gene Ontology annotation, biological process: G protein-coupled receptor signaling pathway. The record is from RefSeq and is a predicted model, not a curated record. The transcript has 7 exons.